Molecule: messenger RNA, 651 nt
Organism: Agrilus planipennis (emerald ash borer)
Lineage: Eukaryota; Metazoa; Arthropoda; Insecta; Coleoptera; Buprestidae
Exons: 2
Coding region: 76-630 (184 amino acids)
Source: RefSeq, a predicted model, not a curated record
AAUUACUUAUCGUCAAUUGAGAGUAUAAUCAAGUGUUUCUAACAAAUCUGCGUUUUAUUUUAUAUCUUAGACGAAAUGAAGACAAUUUUCGCAUUAUCCUUAGUGAUAGCCUUAUGCGGUGUAAGUGUUCAUGGCCAAGACGGUUUCCUGCCGAAUUACCAGUUGUCAGGAACGUUUCUUCUGGAACCAUCCCAGACUGUAGCAUUCCCUAUGUACGCUCUACCGCAAAACAGUUCAGAAUUGAUUCAGCAACCUCUUGCAAUCGACCCAUCAGUCUUUCAACAACCUGCAUUCUUUAUACCUCAAGCCCCAUCUAUGGGUUACCCUCCACAAGGUUUUGUACCCAUCAAUCAGUUUCCAGUUGCCCCACCUCAGACCUGGCCCGGCAUUCCCAAUCCCCGGGCAAUUGUUCCAUCCCCGAACGUGAACUAUCCUUAUCAACUUGCCCAAGCAGGCGUUCCAGGAUCUUCAGGACAACCACAGGUGUAUCUUUGGCAACCUACAGCAGCUCCUGAGGGAAACAAAAUCUACCCAACCGCUGCUCCUAAAGCUGCACCCCUUUUGCCUUGCCAGCUGCUAAUGCAAAGGAUGAUGGCACAAAGUCAGCCCGCCUUACCUUCAGGACAAUAAAGACAGAUGGGACGUUGUUGU